AUGAAAUAUGAGAAUGAUACAAAAUAAAUAGAUAAAUCUACCAUAUAAACACCAAAACUGAUGUCAUAAAAUCAAUCACGAAGAAUCAUAAGUAGGUUAAUAGUUAGGAUAAGAAACUAUAAAGGAGUCUUAGUAAUCUAUGAUUCAACUACAAGACACAAGAUUUUAAUGAGUUAACUCUGUCAACCAAUGUUUAUACAUUCUCAUAGAAUUGUUUAGAGUAAUAAAUAAUCUACUUUUGAAAGUCCAAAAUUAAAAAGAUAUUGUUUAAAUUUGGAUAAUCAUCAUCUAAAUAUAAUCAAGCAAUAAAAUUAUAAAAAAAAGGUUGAAUAAGUUAAUAAAUUUUAAAAGGAAACUUAACUAUGUCAUCCUUAUAAAAGAAUAAAGAGAAAACAUAACAAGUUUUAUAGAUUAAAAGUAAAAUCAAAAUAGUUAAAACUACUUAAUUCAUUUUAAAUAUAUGGCUGA
Messenger RNA from Paramecium primaurelia, 468 nucleotides. Lineage: Eukaryota; Ciliophora; Oligohymenophorea; Peniculida; Parameciidae. The record is from the annotation of a GenBank genome assembly.